UGACUGUGACAUUUCUAAGUUGACUGAAGUGUGGUCAUGCUUUGGAUAUACAUUUUAGCUGACUCUUUAAAUUUAAACUCCUGAGCAGUCAUAUUGGGAGAAGUAACCAAUGGCCCAGCAGACAAGAUCCAUAAACCUAAAGAUCCAUGAGUUUAGAAGCUGUGCCUGUGGAUACAAAAUUAGAAAUACACUGUGGCAAAAUGCUUCCACCUCUUGCCAACAUGAACACUGAGGAAAAAUGAAGAACACUGAAGCACUCCAACGAAAAGUUGCAGAACAGAAAUAGCCACACUCCUCUGGAGUCUAAUUCAUCCACAGCCAUCAUAAAAAGGUUUUUGCAUCAUGUUUGGAAAGAAAAAGAAAAAGAUUGAAAUAUCUGGCCCAUCUAACUUUGAACACAGGGUUCAUACUGGGUUUGAUCCACAAGAACAGAAAUUCACCGGCCUCCCCCAGCAGUGGCACAGCCUGUUGGCAGACACAGCCAACAGGCCGAAGCCCAUGGUGGACCCUUCAUGCAUCACACCCAUCCAGCUGGCUCCCAUGAAGACAAUCGUUAGAGGAAACAAACCCUGCAAGGAAACCUCCAUCAACGGCCUGCUGGAAGACUUUGACAACAUCUCGGUAACUCGCUCCAACUCCCUAAGGAAAGAAAGCCCGCCCACCCCGGACCAGGGAGCCUCCAGCCAUGGUCAAGGCCAUCGGGAAGAAAAUGGCUUCAUCACCUUCUCACAGUAUUCCAGCGAAUCUGAUACCACUGCUGAUUACACGACCGAAAAGUACAGAGAAAAGAGUCUCUAUGGAGACGAUUUGGAUCCGUUUUAUAAAGGCAGCCCUGCAACCAAGCAAAAUGGGCACGUAAUGAAAAUGAAACACGGGGAGGCCUACUAUUCUGAGAUAAAGCCUUUGAAAUCCGACAUUGCCAGAUUUCCUGUCGAUUAUCACGCACAUUUGGACUCACUGAGCAAACCAAGUGAAUACAGUGACCUCAAGUGGGAGUACCAGAGAGCCUCUAGCAGCCCGCCUCUAGAUUAUCCAUUCCAAUUCACACCUUCUAGAACUGCAGGGACUGGCGGGUGCUCCAAGGAGAGUCUGGCGUACAGUGAAAGUGAAUGGGGACCCAGCCUGGAUGACUAUGACAGGAGGCCAAAGUCGUCGUACCUGAAUCAGACGAGCCCUCAGCCCGCCAUGCGGCAGAGGUCCAGGUCAGGCUCGGGGCUCCAGGAACCGAUGAUGCCCUUCGGAGCAAGUGCAUUUAAAACCCACCCCCAAGGACACUCGUACAGUUCCUACACCUACCCUCGCUUGUCCGAGCCCACAGUGUGCAUUCCAAAGGUGGAUUACGAUCGAGCACAGAUGGUCCUCAGCCCUCCACUGUCAGGGUCUGACACCUACCCCAGGGUCCCCGCCAAACUACCUCAAAGUCAAAGCAAAGCUGGCUAUUCCUCAAGCAGCCACCAGUACCCAUCUGGGUACCACAAAGCCACCCUGUACCACCACCCCUCCCUGCAGACCAGUUCGCAGUACAUCUCCACAGCUUCUUACCUGAGCUCUCUCAGCAUCUCAUCCAGCACCUACCCCCCACCCAGCUGGGGCUCCUCCUCAGACCAGCAGCCCUCCAGGGUGUCCCACGAACAGUUUCGGGCUGCUCUGCAGCUGGUGGUCAGCCCAGGAGACCCUAGGGAAUACUUGGACAACUUUAUCAAAAUCGGAGAAGGGUCAACCGGCAUUGUGUGCAUCGCAACCGAGAAACACACAGGGAAACAAGUUGCAGUGAAGAAAAUGGACCUCCGAAAGCAACAGAGACGAGAACUGCUCUUCAAUGAGGUUGUGAUAAUGCGGGAUUACCACCAUGACAAUGUGGUUGACAUGUACAACAGCUACCUUGUCAGUGAUGAGCUCUGGGUGGUCAUGGAGUUUCUAGAAGGCGGUGCCUUGACAGACAUCGUUACUCAUACCAGAAUGAAUGAAGAACAGAUAGCUACCGUCUGUCUGUCGGUUCUGAGAGCUCUCUCCUACCUUCACAAUCAAGGAGUGAUUCACAGGGACAUAAAGAGUGACUCCAUCCUGCUGACGAGCGAUGGCCGGAUAAAGCUGUCUGACUUUGGUUUCUGUGCUCAAGUUUCCAAAGAGGUGCCGAAGAGGAAAUCGUUGGUUGGCACUCCCUACUGGAUGGCACCCGAGGUGAUUUCUAGGCUACCUUAUGGGACAGAGGUGGACAUCUGGUCCCUCGGGAUCAUGGUGAUAGAAAUGAUCGAUGGCGAGCCCCCCUACUUCAACGAGCCUCCCCUCCAGGCGAUGCGGAGGAUCCGGGACAGUUUACCUCCAAGGGUGAAGGACCUACACAAGGUUUCUUCAGUGCUCCGGGGAUUCCUAGACCUGAUGUUGGUGAGGGAGCCUUCCCAAAGAGCCACAGCCCAGGAACUCCUCGGACAUCCCUUCUUGAAACUAGCAGGUCCACCAUCUUGCAUCGUUCCCCUCAUGAGACAAUACAGGCAUCACUGAGCAGGGGAUUCAUGCAGGUGACAAAGCUAGAUGAGGACAUGAGAGUAAUUCAGGAGAACACGAGGAAACCACAGAACGUGCAAAGGCCUGUGCAUUCUAGACCAGCUGAUUGGUGGGACAGUGUGAUGACCAGCAGGGUUCAACAGACCAGGGCAUCUUCUUGGGUCUUAAACAGGCAUCUCUCCACUGACAGCUGGCGUGGUCAUUUGGAACACUGCUUUAAUAAGUCAUUAUUAUAUUUUUCAGCCCUUCAUUCAGCAAAUCAGAAAGACUCAGUACAAACUCCGUUAUGAUACAUCCUAGCCACAUGCAGGGUAACGCAUAGGAUUUUCUAUAUUGAAAGAAUACUUUUCUGGCAAAAAAAAAAAAA
Messenger RNA from Equus caballus (horse), 2872 nucleotides. RefSeq names its product p21 (RAC1) activated kinase 5 (gene PAK5). Gene Ontology annotation, biological process: protein phosphorylation; intracellular signal transduction; regulation of MAPK cascade. Gene Ontology annotation, cellular component: cytoplasm. NCBI's taxonomy places the organism in Eukaryota, Metazoa, Chordata, Mammalia, Perissodactyla, Equidae. Gene Ontology annotation, molecular function: ATP binding; protein serine/threonine kinase activity. The record is from RefSeq and is a predicted model, not a curated record.